CCAAACAUUAUAUUUUGCCGUACUGAUGUCAAUUGCGACGUUUGAUGAAUAAGUAAAUAGGAUUUGAUUAAAACAAUUCCAAAUUUUAUUUAAACUGUUAGUCGCAGAGUACUUUCUUAAUCGGUAGCUGUAAGUUUAAGUAUAGCUCAACGGACUUAACCGAGCAAUAGACACGGAAGAAAUUAAAAUAACUUAUAAAACACUGAAACAAUAGCUUGCCACAUUUUAAUGCAAUGGCAAAAAGAUCCAAUCCAUUCACCGAAGAUUUUAUACCUCAAAGCAAAAUGCAUGUGGGCAUUAAGCAGUACAAUAAUAAUGAAGAUCGACUGAAAAAAGUUUACGAGAAAACGCUGCUGCUUCUAUUCAGAGGUGCCAAGAAGUGUCCAACGUCGGAAUUAUGCAAUAUCGAAGACAGGAAGAAAACAGAUAUGAUGACUAGCGCUGAUAAUCAUAGCAGGAUGAAACAGUUAUUUAUAGGCAAAGAUGGUACUCUAUUGCACAUUGGUAACAUGAUAAGCGGGACAUUAGGAAUAAAGCAAUGUUCCUGUGGCAGUGGAGCUGAAUCUCAGUGCGCCUACUGUGAGGUGGACCUGUGCAGCGAGUGCCAGCACAACUGUGACCGCUGUAAGAAAGGGUACUGCUUGCACUGUACUACCACCAGAUUGGAAGAUUCUGAAGUAUGCGUGUCCUGUUAUAGUUAGGUAAAUAUUUACAAUACAGAUGAGUUGGUAUGCCGCAUGAGCUUAAAUGAGACAUCCCAUAAACAAACAUUUCAUUAUAACCCAAAAACGAUACAGGGAUUGUUAGCAAGGCGGUUUGUUAUAUAUACGUAAGUUUUAAUUGUUUAUCGUAAAAGUAUGUGUAGCUUAAACAUUAAUAAAUUAUAAAAGACUGGAA
Molecule: messenger RNA, 897 nt
Organism: Trichoplusia ni (cabbage looper)
Lineage: Eukaryota; Metazoa; Arthropoda; Insecta; Lepidoptera; Noctuidae
Product: apoptosis regulatory protein Siva
Exons: 4
Coding region: 234-701 (155 amino acids)
Biological process (GO): extrinsic apoptotic signaling pathway
Molecular function (GO): CD27 receptor binding
Source: RefSeq, a predicted model, not a curated record